Messenger RNA from Xyrauchen texanus (razorback sucker), 1562 nucleotides. Its product is annotated as 5-hydroxytryptamine receptor 3A-like. Gene Ontology annotation, molecular function: transmembrane signaling receptor activity; neurotransmitter receptor activity; extracellular ligand-gated monoatomic ion channel activity. Gene Ontology annotation, biological process: monoatomic ion transmembrane transport; chemical synaptic transmission; nervous system process. The transcript has 9 exons. Gene Ontology annotation, cellular component: synapse; neuron projection; membrane. The coding region runs from base 31 to 1311 and encodes 426 amino acids. The record is from RefSeq and is a predicted model, not a curated record. Lineage: Eukaryota; Metazoa; Chordata; Actinopteri; Cypriniformes; Catostomidae.
CCGAAACUUGGGAGUCUCUCACUAUUGGUCAUGUAUCUAUGCUGGCUAAUGUUCUCUUUAGCCUCAAUUGGCGGGGUGUCUGCUGCUGGCAACUGCAGUUAUAAGAGGCUUUUUGAACAUCUCGGCUUGGGCAACGAUGACAUUCAGAUGACGUCCCUGCGGCCCGUGUAUAACUGGCGGACCCCUACCGAAGUUUUUGUGGAUUUGUUUGUGACAUCCAUCACAGAAGUGAAUGAAAAAGCGCAGAGCUUCUCAACACAGGUUACAAUUUUACGCGGUUGGGUCAAUGAGUUCACAUUGUGGAACCCUAAAGACUUUUGUGGGAUCAAGUUCUGUACGAUUCGAAAAGAUUCGAUUUGGACCCCGGACAUUGGUAUCAUUGAGAGUAUCAAGACAGAGUAUGCCAGACUGGAGAGUCCAUAUGUGCAGUUGCUCAGUCUAGGUAUUGCACUCACAUCUGACACGUUAGCUCUGACCACUGCCUGUAAGAUGAACUUGUACCUGUUUCCCUUCGACAUCCAAAGCUGCACUUUAACGCUUCAGUCUGCAUUGUAUUCAGUUGAGGAGCUUAAUAUCAGCCCAUACUCUGAUGCAUCAUUCUUGACGCUGAACUCACAGAAGGCCUUUCAGACUCAGGGAGAAUGGGAACUGCUCAGUAUAAACACGUCUGAAGCCAAUAUAUCUUCUAAUCAGAACACACAGGAUCAGCUGACAUACAAGAUCACAAUAAAGAGGAGACCUCUACUGUACAUUGUGAACUUUUUAAUACCCGUGUUUUACUUCCUUGUGCUGGAUGUAGCCUCAUUUUUCAUGGAUGGAGGAGGAGAGAAGCUAAGCUUUAAAGUCACUUUACUCCUGUCUAUUUCUGUGUUGCUGCUGAUUCUUAAUGACAUGCUGCCCUCUACUGCCAAUGAAAUCCCAUUGAUUGGGACUUACUGCAGUGUGAUUUUCACUCUCAUUGGCAUCAGUAUCCUGGAGACCAUCUUUGUGAAUUAUCUGAUGUCUAAAGGAGAGGAGGCCAGAUCAGCGGCACCAGUGCAAACCACAGCUGCUGUUAAUGAUGUUGUAAAGGACACAAAUUGCUCUCCAGAAUCAGUUACUGAAAGGAAUGAAGAGCAGUCGUGCAGCCUCAUCAUUCUCAAGCAGAUUCUCAUGGAGGUUAGGGCUACAACUCAUCAAAACCAAGACAAGAAUACAUCCCUGAGCUGGACAAAAGUGGCAAAAAUAAUAGACAUUACCUUCAUUUGUCUUUAUUUAAUCACUGUUGUUGUCUUUAUAACAGUGCUUUGCAAUGCCUGGUUCCCUGAGUGAAAUCCUCUUAUAGCCUUAUUCAUGAGAUGGCACUAUAAAACACUAAAAUAUAAAUAUUAUUAUACUCAUACAGUCUAAAAUAUGAUUAUAGUCUAUAAAUAUUAAAUGUAAAAUAUAUACUCUGUAUUAUAUAUACUGUAUUGUGAAUUACUUCACAAUACAGUUUUUUGUCAAUUUGUUCAAUAUUAUCAAUAUUAUUCAGCCGUGGUAAAAUGCCUGAUAUAGUGUCAGAAGAUGUGAAAUAACUGUUC